AUGUUGGAAGCUAUUGCCUACGCUGCAGCUGAAUUGCUGUUCAAGAGACAAGAUGUUGUUACAGACGGUGACACUACCGAAGUUGACACUCAUGACCACGACGAAGAAGACGAAGAUCAUGUGGAAUGUGAAAGUGAUAACGAUUAUGAUGGUAAAGAUAACAUGCGUGUCUGCGCUCUAUUUAUCAUUUUGAUUUCAGGUGGUCUUGGUUCUUACUUCCCAAUCUUGUCAUCUAGGUACUCUUUCAUUAGACUUCCAGAUUGGUGUUUCUUCAUUGCCAAGUUCUUUGGUUCUGGUGUCAUCGUUGCAACCGGUUUCAUUCAUUUGUUGGAACCAGCUGCCGAUGCGCUUGGUGAGGAAUGUUUAGGUGGUACUUUUGCUGAUUACCCAUGGGCUUUCGGUAUCUGUUUGAUGUCUUUGUUCGCUUUGUUCUUGAGUGAAUGUGUUGCUAGAUACUACACAAACAAGAGUUAUGGUUUCCAAAACGACCACGUUCACUCUCACUUCCCAUCUUCUAAGGACCAAAAAUCCUUGGAAGACGAAGAUGAUGAAGACAGUGAUAAAUACAACCAAGUCGUCGAUGAAGAAAAUGUAUCAUUAACUGUUGCUAACAACAACAACGGUGCUGAAAUUACUGCCACCAACCCUCAUCCAUCCAUGCCAGGUUCUAACCACUUCUCUCAUGAUAAAUCCCACCAGGAUUUGGCUACCAUCGGUACCCCUGCUCAAAUGACUUCAAAGGAAAAAUACCAAAACCAAUUGCUAUCUGUUUUCAUCUUGGAAUUUGGUAUCAUCUUCCACUCUGUCUUUAUCGGUUUGGCCCUUGCUGUGACUGGUAACGAUGAAUUCAAUACUUUGUUCAUUGUCUUGGUUUUCCAUCAAAUGUUCGAAGGUAUGGGUUUGGGUGCUAGAAUUGCUGAAGUUAGUUGGGCUAAAAAACAUAGAUUCACACCAUGGCUAUUGGCCGCCGGUUUCACUUUGACCACUCCUAUCGCUAUUGCUAUUGGUAUUGGUGUGAGACACUCUUACGCUCCAGGUUCCAGAACUGCUUUGAUUGCUAACGGUUGUUUCGAUGCUAUCUCUGCUGGUAUCUUGAUCUACACUGGUUUGGUUGAACUAAUGGCCCAUGAAUUUUUAUAUUCUGACAACUUCAAGGGUGAGAACGGCUUGAAGAAGAUGUUGUGGGCCUUCUUCACUAUGUGUUGGGGUGCUGGUUUGAUGGCCUUGCUAGGUAAAUGGGCUUAA
Molecule: messenger RNA, 1245 nt
Organism: Kluyveromyces lactis
Lineage: Eukaryota; Fungi; Ascomycota; Saccharomycetes; Saccharomycetales; Saccharomycetaceae
Gene: ZRT2
Product: low-affinity Zn(2+) transporter ZRT2
Exons: 1
Coding region: 1-1245 (414 amino acids)
Biological process (GO): zinc ion import across plasma membrane
Cellular component (GO): plasma membrane
Molecular function (GO): low-affinity zinc ion transmembrane transporter activity
Source: RefSeq, a predicted model, not a curated record